Messenger RNA from Parnassius mnemosyne (clouded apollo), 4809 nucleotides. Lineage: Eukaryota; Metazoa; Arthropoda; Insecta; Lepidoptera; Papilionidae. The record is from the annotation of a GenBank genome assembly.
AUGGAGGAAAAGGAAGAAAGUGAACAAAGUUAUAGCAGCGGAAGUAGUAGUUCCUCCGACUCAUCUAGCGGGAGUUCAGAAUGCGAUGAAGAGUUAAUGGAACAAGUUCGUAUAUUAGGCCACACCUUAGAGUUACCACAAGAACUUUGUGAAGAUUAUUCCAUCUUCAAAGAAUUUUUCUCUCUUAAGACGUGGGAAAGCUUAGAAGAUAAACAUAAAGAUCAUCUUAAGAAGCUUUUGCCGCAAUUUAGUAAUAAUGAAGAUGAAGAGAACGAAAAAACUAUAAAAAUGUUGUUUAACCAUGAACCAUUCCAUUUUACUUCACCUCUUAGCAAUUUUUAUUCAAAUUUGAGACAAGGAAAUUAUAGGCCUGAUAUAGCAAAAAUGAGAAAAUUUCUAAAGAAGGCUAGAGCAAAACAACUAAAACACAAGAAAAAAUCAUAUUAUGCUAAACUACUACCAGAAUUGUUAAUAUCUCGAGAGCGCUUAAUGGCAGCUGUAGAAGCAGCACCACCUGGUCCAAUACCUCGAUUGCCUGUUUUAGCUCCAAAACCAUCAACUAAAAAUAAGUACAAGCCUUUAUAUAUAAGAGUAAAACAAAGAUAUUUUGAAGAGUUAGCUGCUAUUUGGAGUGAAGUUGGAGGAGAAGAGUCAGAGGAUGACAAUUAUCCAGAUGGACCACCUGAGUGCUCAAUUAAAAAAAAGAAGCAAUCAGUUUCUGGACAGCAUGUUGAUAACAAUGUGUCCGGAACACUUGGCGGUAGGGUUACCUCACAUCUGACAUCACUCCAAUGUUUAAAGAAUGUUCUUGCAACUCACAGGGCAAGGAGACAGUAUAGAGAAAAUCACCCAGAACUUAAUACCACUGGUAUCACUUUAGAAGACAUCAAGCAGAGAGUUGCUCUUAUGAAUGGUGCCAAAAAGCUUAUGUUUGGUGGUCCAAAAACAGAAACACCUAUUCAGAAGCUUAGAAGAGGUGCUAAAAGGGAAUUACAUCAUAGGCCUAUAAAAACAGAUACUAAAUCUGCAAUUAAGAAAGGGAAAGAUGAACUACAUGACAGCAUUGAUAAUAAACCACUAUUACCAAAUAUAAAAAUAAAGUGUGAACAAGAGGAGUCAGAUUCAGAAAAUUCAUCAUUCUUGGAUCCUGUCGCAAGUCCAAAGCAAUCCAGAAAACUGUUAGAUCAUUCAGAAAUUAAACAAGAAGCUGUUGACACUAAAUAUCAAAGUAUCUCCAAUAUGGCCUACAAUGAGUCUAAAUUGGAAAGUAUAAUUAAACAAGAGCCCAUUGACAGUCUAGGUUCAAUACAAAGUAAUUCAAGAGUAAUACAACCAGUGCCUAUUAAGUUAGAGGAUUUAGAUGGUAUUGAUAUGAUGGCCUUACCCAUAGAAUUGGCUGAUGAGUCUGGUGAAGUUCUUCCUGUUGACACUUCUGCAGAAACAACAGAUGAAGCCCUGGUAGAUCCUGAUGAAGCAUUAACAGAGACAACUCAUGCAAACUUUUUGUCUCUGGUAAGGGCUUUGUUUCCUGCUAGGGCGGCACAUCGGGCAUCCAAGCAACAAUUGCAAGCUAGGUGUGCAGCUGUUAUGAGGUCGCCUAUAGCGCCACUUAACACUUGGUAUAAUUUAUGUGAUGAUUGGUGCGGUGAACUCAACUCUGCUCUGGAUUUUCUCGCUGGGGAAAGAGGACCACAUCCAGACGAUUUUGUUCCUUACUUACAGUACAUACCAGAGUCACAGAUGUACCAAUGGAUCGGUGCAGGGCGGGAUUGCGACGCGAUCUUGGGUCGACUGUGUGAACGCUGGUUGCGGGCGGUUUCACCUACACCCUCUGCCACAGAACUACCACCACCAAGAUUUCCAACAUCGUGGACGGUACGGUCUCCGACGGCGGCGGAGAUAGCAGACUUUCGAGCACAGGAGAGGCGCAGAUUUGCCUCCGCUGCGAAACCUUUUACUUACGUACAGUAUGGGUACCGGGCGGUGGUGGGGCCGAUAACGCGCGUGGGAGGCGGGUGCGGGGCGGGGGCGGGUGCGGGGGGCGCGCUGCUGUGCGCGCAGCGGCCGCGCGCCGCCAGCCUGGCCGCGCUGCUGCGCGACGCGCUGGCGCGCCUGCCCAAUGGAGAGGGCACUCGCGCGGACCUCGUCACGCUGCUCAAGAUGUCUCAGUGGAUUGCUCCAUGUACUGAUCAAGCAUUGUCAAGUGCUAUAUCGUCUACAUUAGAGAAGCUGCUUACAGUGAAACGAGAUCCCAUCGUUAAGUACGACCAAAGGACUGCUAUUUGGACAUAUUUACAUAGAAAUAGAAGUGAAGAGGACUGGAUGAAAAGCAGCGGUGCUCGGAGUCGUGGCGGUAAGACACUUCCCACAGCACCGGCCCAAAUAUCACCUCAUACUUCUAUGGAAAUGGAGGUUGGUAGCGUUGAGGAAGUGGUAGAAAACGCUUCCGACAGUGACGUAGACGUUGACGACAGUGGCGUAUCUUCGUCCGUUCCCCAUCUAUCUUCAGCUCAACUUCUCAUGCAAGCAACACAAGCCACUCAAGUGAAGCAGCUACAGCCGACCGGACACAAUAAGCCCAAAGGAAAGCUUGUGCCCACACCGACAACGAAACCCAAAACCGCACAAACAAAACAGUCACCACAAGUAACCAAACAUUCAAACCUAAUUCAAUCCGUAAAACAGACAAUAAUAUCGCAAUCUGGAAAACAGAAUGCUCAGUCAUCAACUGUAAUGAGUGCAACGAAAAUAAUUGGUCAACCUCCAAAAGCAAAUGUGACACAAAAGCAAAAUACCACCAAUGUUGCACAAGCCAAACAAAACGUUGUUAAGCAAGCAAGCGUUAUUUCGAAGCAAGUGCCUUUAGCGAAGCAAUCUCCGAAGCAAGCUCAAGCGAAAAGUGUCAUGGUUGAAACGGCUAAGUCUGGUGUUGGUCAAAUGAAACAAAUGAAUGAAAUGGUCGCCAAGACUUUGCCAUCGGUAGUUGUAACGCCUCAGAAGCCACCGCUUGUUAAGCCGAAAGUAGCACAGAAGAUUGAAGUAACACAGAGCUUGAUAUCUUCGAGUUUGUCUAAUCAGAAUUCAACAGUCGUGUCAGUUGUUCAACCGCACACUCAGCAAUCAGCUGCAUCCGUGCAACAAAGUCAAGCUAAGUUAACGCAGGUGACCCGAUCUCUACUGAUUAGGCCGUCCGCGGUACAGUCGACUUCUGCAGGAACCGCCAUAACUGUCUGCACUCCGUCCACACAGACAACAACAAGUACCGCGCGACGAGGUGUUGUUAGAGUGUUGAGUCCAGCCACUCCGUCAUCGGGUAAAUCACUCAUAUCGCCGCAAGCCUUGAUGCAGCAAAGCGCGCCAACAACAAAGAAACGGACAAUAGUGACGAGUACGACAUCUGCAACGACAGUAGCUCAGACAUCGGCAAGUGCAACAACGGUAGUUAGCAGUGUCCCUACUGUUGUUUCGUCAUCCGUUUCAACACGAACGGUCCAAUUGGCCGGAGGAAGGACAGUUCAGUUAGCAACUAACCAAACGGUCCAUUUACCAGGCGGUCAAGCCGUUCAGUUAACGCCGGGCCACUCUCUACAACUAUCUUCAUUACAGCUACCGACGCACAGCGUUCGUCUGCCCAGCGGUCAAACCGUCCAACUCGCUUCGCCGCAAACUGUCAGAGCUGUUUCCAACACUCAAGUCAAAAACCCAAGUCCAAGAACACAAACAUCCUCUCCAACGAUCAAAAUGAACACCCAAACGAGUCAGCCGCUCCAAAUACCGGUGUCCACAGUCCAACUUGCUGGACAAACCGUUCAAAUCGCCGGUCAAACUGUUCAACUAGCUGGUCAAAGUGUGCAAUUAACUGGACAUACUGUAAAGCUACCUAGUGGACAAAGUGUGCAAGUGGCUAGUCAAAGUGUUCUUCCAUCACAAAAUGUACAAACAGUUCAAUUAGCGAGUGGUAAUAUUCAAACUGUCCAAUUAAGUGGUCAAAAUGUGCAAUUACCAAGUCAAAGUGUUCAAAUGUCUAGUGGACAAAGUGUGAUAUCAUCUCCAACUGUGCAGAUUGGUGGUCAAACUGUACAGUUAGGCGGUGGUCAAACAGUACAGUUACCGAGUGGUCAGACGUUACAGUUACCUAGUGGACAAACAGUGCAGUUGUCUAGUGGUCAGACAAUACAGUUAGCUAGUGGACAGACUUUACAACUCGCAAAUCAACAGACGCCAAAGUCAAUAGCUCAAGUUGUGAGAACGCAAUCUACAGGUGAUAAACCCUCCCAGCCAAUUGUAGCAAAGUUGUUAACUAAUGCACAGGGACAAAUGAUAUCGCUGGAAGGCGUAGUAGGCGGUGGGCGAGCGUUGCAAGUGGCGAGCGUGGGCGCAGUGGGCGGCGUGCGCGGCCGCGGCGGCGUGCGCGUGCUGUCGCCCGGCACCAGGCUCACCCGCCCUCUCCUGCUUACUGCCGCUAAGCCCUUGCAUAAUAUCAUAUUGCAGCAAGGUGAUGGCAGUGCAAUUCGAGUGACAUCUAGCGGCGGUGCCUCUACAUCACAAACUUUAGUAUUAAGCAAUAUUGGAGCGCAAGCAGUAACAACGUCAACGACAUCGCCGCCCGUCUUGAAACUACAACAGGUGAAUCCAAUACAUCAGGUUAGACUACCGCAGGGGAUAAAAAUUCAACAGGCUGUACCAACAGCGACAGUGCCAACAUCUAGCGGAGUCCGUAGUGUGCUGAUGGACGGCCAACAAUUGAAAUUAGUUGGAGGGCGUCACGUGCUAGCCAGGUUGUUGAGACCGACUAACCCGCCGCAAUAG